UGCUAUGAAAAUUAUAUUCAUUUUGCCUUGAAUUAAGUAUAAAUACAAGGGAUCAUUCAUCUCUUGCUGAGUUAUAAACUUUUACUUUAAAAAAGCAUUGAACAUUUUGAUGAAAGAUGUCACGACCUGCGUAUCAACUAGAGAUUCUAAUGCUAAUUGGCAUUACACUUACAACGUCAAUGCUAAAUGUAAACGGUGAUCCAUUCCCUACGCUUAAAAUAAAAAAAUAUCCUAUGCUGUUUGAAGAGUUCGAACUUUAUACACCCGAUUUAAGUCAUUUGGCCGAGGGGACAGAUAUACACCACCAUUAAAACCCACAUAUGUUUUAAAAAUCUGUACAAUUUUGCUUGCGUAAAAUUAAAAACCAAAUUGAAACAAAACUAUGCACAAGUAUCAGUCAAAGUGGUCGAUUGUCCGGACUUAAUGGCAGCACCAUUUAAUUUGGCAACAAAAGGCUUGAGUGGAUCAACUGCUCACGUUGAAGUCGGUAGCAUGAAAUAUUUGCUGCCAAAGCCAACAUUGAAAAGAAUAUACGACCUAGUCGACAUUGGAGAAAAUGUAUUACCAAAUGCUAAAAGUUUUGCUGUAAUUGGUGCCGGCGAAGGUCCAUUUUUGGACAAAAUAAAAUUCUGUGAUGGAGUUUACAAUUUAAAAGUAAACGAAAACAAAACGCUUGUAAAUGAAUGUCGAUAUACCCAUUUUGACGGGUCUGAUGUCAAAACUGAAAAAGUUUCACCAAACGAAACACGAAUGGCAUUUUUGGGCAAUAUGUUUGUGACCGAGGGCAAAGCUGGAAAGGUCGUUCAUAUAAAAGCAAAAAAACGUGUCGGAAGUGAAGCAAGCUUCGUAACAGCCUGCCGUAAUGCUGUUUCUGACGCAUUUGGAUGGAAAGUUGUCGGUAUUGGAGGAGUAUUCAUUGUGAAAAAUGGCACAACAAAGCAUCAUUUAAGAAACAUUUCUCUAAAAAAAUCUGUAAAAGAUAAUUCAUGGAAGAAAUUCUUCGAUAUGCCUGCUCCAUUCACUUCGGUUGGGACAUUCAUAACUGACGAUAUGGGUUUAAACAUGCAAAUGGAACAUUUUCAUAGCUUUUCAAAUGGCAAAUGGGGCGGUAACUAUGAAUAUGAUACGAGUGCCAAUACUAUUGAAUAUGAAGCAUAUUUCAAUGUUGCUCAACGGGCAGUACUCAUUGAUCGCUCAACAGAUUAAAUUUUUUCAACUGAAGAAUUAAAAAUAUUGUUAGAUUUAAAAAAGGAAAAUUGGAUGUUGAUGUGUUCAAUUUUUAAUUUUUUAAUAAAGUAACAUAUAAAUCAAUUCUUCUUGAUAUAAAUGCAUACUAAAUAUAUUGAAAUAAAGAUAAGAAAUUCAGUGAAAUCAAA
Messenger RNA from Contarinia nasturtii (swede midge), 1376 nucleotides. Its product is annotated as ester hydrolase C11orf54 homolog. The record is from RefSeq and is a predicted model, not a curated record. The transcript has 7 exons. Lineage: Eukaryota; Metazoa; Arthropoda; Insecta; Diptera; Cecidomyiidae. Gene Ontology annotation, molecular function: zinc ion binding; hydrolase activity, acting on ester bonds. The coding region runs from base 424 to 1206 and encodes 260 amino acids. Gene Ontology annotation, cellular component: nucleus.